Molecule: messenger RNA, 3473 nt
Organism: Tinamus guttatus (white-throated tinamou)
Lineage: Eukaryota; Metazoa; Chordata; Aves; Tinamiformes; Tinamidae
Source: RefSeq, a predicted model, not a curated record
UGAGCAGCAGAGAGACUCUGACACAUCUCUGGGACCUGCAAUGACAAGUCAGAACAGUAGCCAUGCAGAGAAAACUGGUGAAAUGUCCUCAAAGCAGUCAGCACCAAAAGUACAGGUCCAGCGAUCUGUCUCCCGAGAAACCAUUACUAUUCAUUUCUCUGCAUUUGGGAAGGAGGAAGAAGAGGAGGAAGAAGAGUUUAAGGAGAUUCUUGAUGAGGAUCUAGAUGACCAAAGCAUUGUAACAGCACUUGAAGCCAAGGAAGACCUCUGCUUUGAGCAUAGUGGCCAUGAUAUUUCUGGUCCAGCUACCUCGCUUAACAUGGCCAAGUCUGCAUCACUACUGUCCUCAUCACCUGCAGUUCUGCCAACUGCUGACACUGUAAAGCCGUUGGAUUCUCCUUCCAUAUCCCAAGUAUUCAGUGCAGUGCCACUAGUUUUGUCUCCUUCAUCACAUUCGUGUCAUGUAGUUAGCUCCUCAUCAGCAUCUCCAGAACACAAAGCCAACCCGUCGUCUUCCCCAUCCUCAUCCCCUUCCAGGUCAGUCGUUUGCUCUAGUGCAUCAUCCACAGUUUCUAGCUCAAAGCCUUUUAAGAGUUUAGUCAAGUCCCUUUCAACAGAUGUGGAACCAAAAGAACCCACCCCACCGAUGAGACACAGACACUUAAUGAAAACCUUAGUGAAAUCUCUGUCUACAGACACCUCUAAACAAGAAUCUGAAGUUGUGUCUUACAGACCCCCUGACUCAAAACUGAACUUGCAUCUUUUCAAACAGUUCACUCAACCUCGAGCUACAGGUGGUGAUUCUAAAACUGCCCCUUCAUCCCCAUUAACAUCUCCUUCUGACACUCGUUCCUUUUUUAAAGUACCUGAAAUGGAGGCUAAAAUUGAAGAUACUAAAAGACGCCUUUCUGAAGUAAUCUAUGAGCCUUUUCAGCUGCUCAGUAAAAUAAUGGGUGACGAAAGUAGUAGCCACAGGCCCAAAGCCUUAUCUUCAAGUGCUUCAGAACUCUCAAACCUUUCCAGUUUGAAUGGCCAUUUGGAAAGCAAUAACAACUACAGCAUUAAGGAAGAAGAAUGUGAUUCUGAGGGGGACUACUAUGGCAGUGACUCUAACCUGAGUAAAAAUGAUCAGUCAAAAACAGUUGAGGAACAUGUAAAAGAGACGGAGACCAAAAGCUCUCAGUCUGCAAGCACAAAGGAUGCGAAUAUGAAAACUUUACUAGUACUUGAAAAAUGUUCGUUGUCUGCACUAGCAAGCAAAGAGGAUGAGGAGUUUUGUGAACUUUAUUCUGAAGAUUUCUGCUUGUUAGAGGAUGAAAGCAAAACUGAUAAACCUACUGAAACUGCGCUUCAUCCAGAGGUGACUGAGGAAAAUGGUACUAUGCUUAGUAGUGAAGAUGAAAAUAAUCUAUAUGAGCAAGAGCCUAAAAUACCAGUGAAAACUUUGUACUUCUUAACACUGUUAGUCUAUGCUUACUUUAUUAUCCCUCUCCCUGGCUACUUAAGUGGACUCUUACUUGGAAUUGCCCUUGGAUUUAUGGUAGCUAUCUGUGUGAUUUGGCUUCUUACUCCACGUACUCCUGACUAUCUCAGAUUGCGUAGAAGUUUGAGAAAGCAAUGGAACACAGAAGCUCUAGACAUCAAAGAACCUGAAAUACUGAAGGGAUGGAUGAAUGAAAUUUACAAUUACGAUCCAGAAACGUAUCACGCUACUUUGACUCACUCUGUCUACGUGCGUCUUGAAGGAAGCACCUUAAGACUUUCAAAACCCAAUAAAAAUAUUUCUAGAAGGGCUAUUUACAACGAGCCAAAGCCUGAAGUUACAUAUGUCAGCCAGAAAAUAUAUGAGCUUACAGAGAGCAAGAUUUCCCUGGUUCCCAAGAGUCUGGCAAGAAAACGAAUUUGGAAUAAGAAGUACCCGAUUUGCAUUGAACUAGCUAGACAGGAUGACUUCAUGGCUAAGGCCCAGACUGAUAAAGAGAAUGCAGAAGAAAAGUUAGCUGCAGAAAAGACAGACUUGAGCAACGAAGAAGCCAAGAAACUUCAGGAUGGGGCAAAAUCCACUAGCCACAAGGAUCAAGUACUUUACCUCUUUGGCAGGACUGGUAGGGAGAAGGAGGAAUGGUUCAGGAGAUUCCUCCUAGCAUCCAGGCUGAAGUCUGAAGCAAAGAAGCCAUCCAAGCCAGGGAUCUUGCCAACAGCUAGCAGGGCUGACAGUCAGUCUGGAGCUCUUGCACACAGCCGGAGCAGCAGCAAGGGGAGCGCAGAAGAAAUCACGGCCCAGCCGAAGCACAAGGAUCUGGCUGUCAAUGUGCGACAGAAGAUGCUUCUGGACUACAAUGUCUAUAUGGCCAAAUGCAUUCCACGGGAAAAGAAAAGCCCUUCAGGUAGUCCAGUCGUCAGUGCAGAGAGCAGCCCUACAGCUGUGAAAAAGUUGCCAGAUGCCCAUGUAGCAGCUGAAGAAAAAGAAGAAGAAGAAGAAGAAGAACAGGAGGCAUGGGUGAAUGCUUUCGUUGGAAGAAUAUUUUGGGAUUUUUUAGGAGAAAAGUAUUGGUCUGAUCUAGUGUCCAAGAAGAUCCAGAUGAAACUCAGCAAAAUAAAGCUGCCAUACUUUAUGAAUGAACUAACUCUAACUGAACUUGAUAUGGGGAUAGCAGUGCCGAAGAUCCUUCAAGCCUUCAAACCUUCUGUUGAUCACAAAGGACUUUGGAUUGAUUUGGAAAUGUCCUACAAUGGGUCUUUUCUAAUGACCCUGGAGACCAAAAUGAACUUGACUAAACUGGGUAAAGAGCCUCUUGGUGAAGCACUGAAAGUUGGAGAGAUCGGCAAAGAAGGUUUCAGGCCAAGGGUGUAUUGUCUUGCAGACAGCGAUGAGGAAUCCUCCAGUGCUGGGUCUUCAGAAGAGGAUGAUGCUCCUGAGUUGGCAGGAGAGAAGCAGCAGACUCCAGGAGCAGAAGGGUAUGUCGGAGGACAUCGGACAAGUAAGAUCAUGAGGAUUGUGGAUAAAAUAACUAAGUCAAAAUACUUUCAAAAAGCAACAGAGACUGAAUUUAUUAAGAAGAAAAUUGAAGAGGUCUCCAAUACUCCCUUGCUGUACGGCUUUCGGAGACCUCCCUACCUGGAGCUAAAAGCUCGGCCAAAGCUUGGUGAGAGAGAAGUGACCCUGGUCCAUGUAACUGACUGGAUAGAGAAGAAACUGGAACAAGAGUUUCAGAAAAUCUUUGUCAUGCCAAACAUGGAUGAUGUUUAUAUUCCUUUAAUGCACUCAGCCAUGGAUCCCCGCUCUUCUACAUGCCCUCCUAAAGAUCUGACCACGGAGGACCCUGAUCAACCAUGACAUGUGAAGACUCUUGUGGUUUACAGUAUUACAAAAUUUAUUCUCAUGGUUUUAUGAACUGUGCUCUAGUUCUCAUCCUUAACUUGUGCCACUUUUUUUUUUUCCCCUCUCCCCCCAGGCCCAAGAACUGCCUAUG